UCCAUCCCCUGCAAGCCUCGUCCCGAGCUGAAAAAGAACUCAAGCGGCGAAGCUGAGCGGAGACCUCUGGCUGUGCCGCCUUGGUCCCGUUCCUCCGGUCUCCGUCUCCAGCCGCAACCCCUCGAUGGAUCUCGUCGCUCCGCCACCUCAGGGUCAGGGAUGUGGUGCCUCGACCUGGUUGAGCGCGACGGCGCCUCUGCUCCUCCCACGCCGGCGUGUUUCCCCUUGCUAAUCAGACUGGCCGUAAGCCUGGAUUGUAUCGGCGGAAGGCAGCGCGUGAAUUUGGAGGAGGUGCCUAGCGGGGCUAGCGCUGGUCUCACUCCCCGCGGUGGCGAGGAGGAGAUGCCGCGGCGGCGAGGUGGAGGAGAUGCGACGGCUGCUAGGCGCAGCAUCGGCGAGGCGGCCAGGCCCGCGGCUCAAGGAGACUAUAGGAGGACCUCGUCUGCUGGUGGAAGCUCAAGGAGAGAUCAGAUUUCAGAUUUUGGCGCGCAGCUGUGUAUUUCUUGGAUGUGUUCCCGUGCGAUGAGUUAUCUCCUCUUUUGUGUGUUUUUUUAAUGUUGUGCAUGCUGGAGGGAAGGUAAUCUGUCCUCUGUAGACAGCGGAAGAGAUAUGCAUCAGCCCUGUAUUUCCGGUUUUUUUUCAGAGAAAAACCAGCACUAGAGCACCGGAAUAGCAGCCGCUCGAUUGAUUUUCCACCGCGCGUCGCACAGAUGGUCGCAUGCCUGCGGCACAGGGAAGCCCCGUCCCAACCCGGUGGCACUCACGCUGCAACCUCCUGUCCCGAGUAGGUGCGGCACGACGCCUUGCGCUCGAUCUUGAGCCUCUCCAUCGCGUCGGUGAACGCUCCGCACCUGCUGGCCACGGGACUGGCGCCGUCACCGGGGACACGUCCGGGCUGAACUGGGCCCUCGCGACACUUAGCAACAUCGUGGCCGCCUGUCC
Molecule: messenger RNA, 942 nt
Organism: Lolium rigidum
Lineage: Eukaryota; Viridiplantae; Streptophyta; Magnoliopsida; Poales; Poaceae
Exons: 2
Coding region: 160-555 (131 amino acids)
Source: RefSeq, a predicted model, not a curated record